This is a messenger RNA of Rhagoletis pomonella (apple maggot), 2493 nucleotides long. RefSeq names its product probable tubulin polyglutamylase TTLL1. The transcript has 7 exons. NCBI's taxonomy places the organism in Eukaryota, Metazoa, Arthropoda, Insecta, Diptera, Tephritidae. The record is from RefSeq and is a predicted model, not a curated record. Gene Ontology annotation, molecular function: tubulin-glutamic acid ligase activity; tubulin binding. Gene Ontology annotation, cellular component: cilium. Gene Ontology annotation, biological process: protein polyglutamylation; microtubule cytoskeleton organization. Bases 673 to 1956 code for a protein of 427 amino acids.
CUCCCUAGGAGCAUCAGUGCACCGCACAGGGAGUCCUAAUUGUGCCCCCUGCGGACUCCGCUGGUUGGCUGGGUAAUAACCAGAACUGGACUGUUGCACAUUCUUCAUUUCAGCACGAACAUAUUUUGGCCGGAAAACAAUAACCAUCGCCAGGUUUCAACACGAACACUCUUAUUUGAAAUAAUUCACCUUGGUAUCCCCGUAAGUUGUUCCAUUUCAAUUGAAUAAUAUUUAUUUCUAACAUGUUUUUCUUUUAUUAUUUUUUAACGAACUAUUUUCAGGCAGUCAAGUUAAGGCGCAUGUUUUGAGUGAAAUAUUGUUACAUACAUAUACUAAGUACAUGCACGCAUUAGUGAAUAGUGAUACAAAUUCUUAGCAACACAAAAUUAUUAGCAACAGGAGCUGAUGUUGGUUCAAUAAACCGCUGGCGCGCCGAAAAAUUCACAUACAUGAGUACACACUGAUGCAAAGCAGUUAAGCAUAAAUAAAUAUAGACCGUAAAUAGAACGUUUAGCGAAGCAUUGGCGGACCUUAAUUGCUUUGAUUGCACCGAAAUCCACUUUGAUAAGGAUAUUAAGAAAUAAAUAAAUCGCCGGCAAAUAGCGAUUGAUUUUAUAAUAUAAUUUCGUGAAGGUUUCUUUUUAAAUAGAAUCGACGAAUCGAAACACAUAAAUGUAUGGCAGAACUAGCAAUGCGGUACCACAUGAACGGCUGCGUGUGAGCUUUUGCACAGAUUUGGACAAAUCAGUUUUGGUGAAUAAUUUCGAGAAACGCGGUUGGACGCAAGUAAGCCCUGACGAUGAUUGGCAUUUCUAUUGGGCAGGCGUGCAGACAUGUCGGAAUAUUUUCAGCGUCGAUAGCGGCUAUCGCAUGCACGAUAAUCAAAUGAUUAAUCACUUUCCUAAUCAUUAUGAGUUGUCGCGCAAGGAUUUAUUGGUGAAGAAUAUCAAACGUUAUCGCAAGGAUCUCGAACGUGAGGGCAACCCACUGGCGGAACGUUCAGAGCCAACUGCUGCGGGUGCACCGCGUUAUGUGUAUCUGGACUUUAUUCCCAUAACAUUUGUUUUGCCGGCUGAUUAUAACAUGUUUGUUGAGGAAUAUCGUAAGAAUCCGCAAAGCACUUGGAUUAUGAAACCGUGCGGCAAAUCGCAAGGUGCCGGCAUUUUUCUCAUAAAUAAAUUAUCGAAAUUAAAGCGUUGGUCGCGUGAAGCGAAAGGUCCAUUCCACCAGCAAUUGUCUAAGGAGAGUUAUGUGAUUUCGAAAUAUAUUGACAACCCGCUGCUCAUUGGUGGUAAAAAAUUCGACCUCCGACUCUAUGUGCUAGUCACGUCAUUUCGUCCACUGAAGGCAUAUCUCUUCAAGCAAGGUUUCUGUCGCUUCUGCACAGUCAAAUAUGAUACAAGCGUUACCGAACUGGACAAUAUGUAUGUGCACUUGACGAAUGUGAGCGUACAAAAACAUGGCGGUGAAUACAACAACUUGCAUGGCGGCAAAUGGUCGGUGCAAAAUUUGGCACUCUAUUUGGAGGGCACACGCGGCAAGGAGGUAACGGAUCGCCUCUUCGGCUCCAUCGCCUGGCUAAUUGUGCAUUCAUUGCGCGCUGUAGCGCCGGUAAUGGCCAGCGAUCGCCAUUGUUUCGAAUGUUAUGGCUACGAUAUAAUUAUAGACAACACUUUGAAGCCGUGGCUGGUGGAAGUGAACGCCUCACCUUCACUCACAUCUACAACAGUCACUGAUCGGAUAUUAAAAUACAAACUAAUUGAUAAUAUAUUAUCGGUGGUGUUACCGCCGGACGGUGUACCUGAUGUGCGCUGGAAUAAAAUACCCAGUGCGGACGCUUUGGGCAAUUUCGAACUUCUAUUAGAUGAGGAAUUAGCAGCCCAGGAAGAACAAGCACAGAAUGCACAGACCAGUACGAAAGGAAGGGGCGGCGGCGGCGGUAAUCGGUGGAAGUGAUCGUAGAAAUAUGCCAUAGCUGCUAAUGAACCUAUAUAAUCAAUUUUGGUGUUUUUAGAGAUGAUUACUUCUUGUAUGUUUGUGCAUACAAUUGUUUUUUAUUAGGAAAUACAUUUGUUAUAAAUAAGCAUAAAAAAUCAUUAGUAGAAAGGUUAAAUAAAAAUAUGUAUGCAUAUGGGCACAGUUGGAUACUACUUACCAUAUAUUUUAUGUAAAAACUAGCUGAAAUACUCACCAUGCAAGAAAUGGAAAUGUUAUUUUCUCUUCUCAGGCGGAAAGUACAAAAAUGGCCGACUUUCUCUUCCCAUUUGUGGGGUGCGUCUUGAUGCCGUCGCCUUCGAACGAAGAACAGUUUUUAUGAGAAACUUUCAUGGCAGAAGUACUCUCGGUUCCCAAAUAAACAAAGUCCACCACUUUUUCGAAAUUAUAACUGUCAAGAGUGACGGGUGUAUGAGCGUAUUUGAAAUUAUCACGUUCUAUUCGAACAUUUGGGCGAAUUUCCUACAUUACGCGUUCAAAGAACACAAUUUUUACUAU